GAACAGCAAGGAGGUAUUGAAGCAUCCAGCUACCGAUGUCAGAAUUGGAGGUCAGAAGCUGGUCUGGGGAAGAAUGGAAAACCAUCAAAUGGACUAACCUGGGCCACCCUUUAUCACAGUGCUGACAGCUUGGAUAGGUUUAUGUAUAUCGGUGCAGUAUGACAGGGCAGUUUACAGAUUGGUACCCCAUGUGAGGAUCAGAGGAAGUUUGCUGAUGGUCUGCUCACAGAUUACAGGAUCCUGUGAGAGCUGCUAAAGAUGUCUGAUAGUGCGGAUACCGACGAAAAACCUCCAGCUCCUCCACUUAGAAUGAAUAGUAAUAACCGUGACUCGUGUGCGGUGAAUCACAGCUCCAAACCUCUCCCUAUGGCGCCAGAAGAGAAAAAUAAGAAAGUCAGGCUCCGUUCCAUCUUCCCUGGAGGAGGGGAUAAAACAAACAAGAAGAAGGAAAAGGAGAGGCCCGAAAUCUCUCUGCCCUCGGACUUCGAACAUACGAUUCAUGUGGGCUUCGACGCUGUAACAGGAGAGUUCACUCCAAAUCUCUAUGGCUCACAGAUGCUGACAGGGAAACUCCUCGAGGGAAUUCCAGAGCAGUGGGCAAGGUUACUUCAGACUUCCAAUAUCACUAAACUGGAACAGAAGAAAAACCCACAGGCUGUUCUAGAUGUCCUCAAGUUUUAUGACUCCAAAGAGACGGUUAACAACCAGAAGUACAUGAGCUUUACAUCAGGAGAUAAAAGUGCACAUGGAUACAUAGCAGCCAAUGCUCUGCCCAUAGAUCAUCACAGUCAUCUUUCUUUGCCCAGCCUCGGUUCUGUUAUGGUGUUUCCACAAGUGUGGCCUCCAGAACUAUGUACAACAUUCCAGAGUACAAAAUCAGCAUCAGAACCUCCACUUGCACCUCCCGUUUCUGAAGAAGAAGAUGAAGAAGAGGAAGAAGAAGAAGAAGAGGAUGAUAAUGAACCUCCUCCCAUUAUAGCACCUCGACCCGAGCACACAAAAUCUAUUUAUACCCGCUCCGUAAUUGAACCCAUUACUCUACCUGCACCAGCUAAGGAGGCUCCUGUGUCUCCUGUGACCUCACUGCCUGACAAGACAAGCACAAGCACUUUGUACAGACAUACAGACCGACAGAGAAAAAAGUCAAAGAUGACAGAUGAAGAGAUUUUAGAACGACUAAGAAGUAUAGUGAGUGUUGGAGACCCAAAGAAAAAAUAUACAAGAUUUGAAAAAAUUGGACAGGGGGCUUCGGGUACUGUGUACACAGCAAUAGAUAUUGCCACUGGACAAGAGGUGGCUAUUAAACAGAUGAAUUUACAACAGCAGCCGAAAAAGGAACUAAUAAUUAAUGAGAUUUUGGUCAUGAGGGAAAACAAAAAUCCCAAUAUUGUUAACUACUUAGACAGUUACUUAGUAGGUGAUGAACUCUGGGUAGUCAUGGAAUAUUUAGCUGGUGGCUCCUUAACUGAUGUUGUCACGGAAACAUGUAUGGAUGAGGGGCAGAUUGCAGCUGUCUGCAGAGAGUGCCUCCAGGCCUUGGACUUUCUACACUCCAAUCAAGUUAUCCAUAGGGACAUUAAGAGUGACAAUAUUCUUCUUGGAAUGGAUGGAUCUGUAAAAUUAACGGAUUUUGGUUUCUGUGCUCAGAUCACUCCAGAACAGAGUAAAAGAAGUACAAUGGUAGGGACUCCAUAUUGGAUGGCACCUGAGGUGGUCACAAGAAAGGCUUAUGGCCCAAAGGUGGAUAUAUGGUCCCUAGGAAUUAUGGCAAUAGAAAUGGUAGAAGGAGAACCUCCAUACCUUAAUGAAAAUCCACUCAGGGCAUUGUAUUUGAUUGCAACCAAUGGAACACCAGAACUCCAAAAUCCUGAAAGACUAUCCACUGUUUUCCGAGAUUUUCUAAAUCGAUGUCUUGAGAUGGAUGUGGAUAGGAGAGGAUCAGCGAAGGAGCUUUUACAGCAUACAUUUUUGAAGUUAGCCAAGCCCCUCUCCAGUCUUACACCCUUGAUCAUUGCAGCAAAGGAAGCCAUUAAGAACAGCAGUCGCUAAAAGUCUCCAUUUUAUUCUGUUUUGGCUUUCUGUGUGGCUGGCCUGGAAAGGAAAUCUCUGGAAUCCUUAACCACAGUACUUCAUGACUAAUGAACUGCUACAGCAGUGACAGACAUAAAGGGGUGCUGCGACUCUUCAGAAACAGAGUUUUAGUUCACAACCCUCUCUGCAGUUUAUGGCACUAGAAUAGCUCUUUUACUGAAAUGACAGUACAGUGAGCUCAACAGAUGAGAAAUGGAUUCACUGCCAUCUACAGAAACUAUCUAAAAUGAAUGCAUUCAUAUGCAGUGGAAUCAUCUGUACCAAUUUAAGAAUGUUAAAAUAUUAAGCAGAUGGUUGAAGCAUAUAAAUAUAUUUCUUUGUCCCAUGCACAGUUUUCAAUUACGUAAGAAAUGUGAAUUUUCAUCAGAUAACAAAACACAAUUCCAUUAGUGAAGUGACAUGCCACACAUUCAGCAAAGCACUCAGUAAAAUAAAAUACACACAUUUUGCUGUUGCCCUAGAAAGUCUCCCUGAAUUCUGGUAUGGAAAGAUUUUAAAUUAUGAAUCCUUUGUAUGGGAUAUAACUUUUCUGGAUGUGAUUGUCGUACCAUUCUGUUUACUACAUGUUUCAACAAACAAUGACUUUUAUUCUGGUUGAACAAGCACUUCACUUUAGGUGUUAGAAUUUACAUUCUACACUGUGUUCGACAGGAAUGCAAUGAUGAAUGACACCAGAUGAAUCCAGUGGUGCUUUUAGCAUUAUAUCAAAUUAAACUAAGGAUGCACUUGCUGCGUGCUGCAGCUUCAUUGCAAAGUGAUGACAAAUGACAAAGAAUUCCGUUUUUAGAACAGUGCAUUUUCUUUACUUGGAAGAAUGACUGAUGCUUCUGAUCUUCACACAUACUGACAAUGCAAUGAAUUCAUCCCAAGGUUAUUCCUUCACUGCCAUCCUCUAAGGUAACCCACACACUUAAAAGAAGCAGGUUUAAUUGAAUAUUACAAGGAUAUAAUGAAUGUCUGCUCUUCCCCAUGACGAUAUUUUAAGCUUAGUUUUUGUUAGUAACCUGAGAUUCAUUAUGUUUCGUGUCAUAGCUGUAAACAUGUAUCUCUUAAUUAACAAAUGAAAAGUUACUGAAUGAUAAAAACGUGAAAUGUUUUCUUCAUCUUACAGUAUAUCCUUCAAGUAUAUCCAUCUGUUCUCCUUCCUCCUUCUCAUAUUCUCCUUUUUCAUGUCACCAAGUACAGCACCUUAAAGAGAAUCAUAUUUACUUAUUUUCUGUAGUGACUGGUCUUUAAAUGUUGCUCAACCACCCAUUAGUUUUUUUAAUGUACUGGUCUGUAUUGAAGUAAUUUGAUGUUCAAUGCUGGCACACUGCUGUUAAUAACAAAUUUGUAGCACUUGGACAUAGUUGAUGCUCCGCUACAAUUAUUUUGUUUUUGGCACAUAACCAGAGUACAGAGGAGAAAUUCUAUGACUAAAAGAAAUAGCAAUUUAAGUAAGUAAUGUAAGUUUUAAUUGGUCUUAAACAUUAAGAACAGAAUCUAUGAAAGUGUAACCAGCAACAGCAUGCAGCCAGUGUUUAAAAUUCCAGUAAAGGAUUAAAAUGGAAUAGUAUGUUUUUCACAGUUAUUCUAAGUUGCUGCUUACAUUACAGUAUGAGUAUAAGUCUGAUGAUGUGUUGUUUCAUACUUUUUUGGAAAAAAAAUAAGUCUGCAUCUUGAUAUUUUUGUUAAUCUAUCACUUCCCAGCCAGAUCAUUUAUUAAAAUUAAUUGUAAUUUUAUAAUCUGAAGGACCAUUCUAAGGUAAUUUACAUUGUAGCACUCAGCAUCAGCUUCUGGAGUAAAUCUGUGAUAGGAACGUUCAUGGAUAAGUGUGUGUGUGUGGGGGGGUGUGUGGGCGUGCAUGUAUUUUUCUGUCUGUUUAUAUGUCUGCCCAUUCAGAAGGGCAGAUAUCUGGUUAUGUUUUUUUUUCAUUUGUUGAGGAACAAAACGUUUGUUUUCUGAAAAUGUCUAUUGUAUUUACUGUUUAAGCCUGUAAGUGGCACAGUCAUUUGUUGUACAUAACUCAAUAACUAGAUGUAGCUCAAUAAAUUUUCCAGUCACUGUGUACAGCAGAUAUAAUCAUCUGUAAACAGACUUGAUAAAAUCUUGAAAAUGCACAGCUCAGGCAUAGAUGCAAGCUCAUGCUAAAUGAACCAGAGAAAGUUCUAGAAAAUUGUAGUCAGAAAUUGGAUGUACACAUAAUUUAUAUUUCAACUUUUAUAUCCCCUGUUAGAUAUUGCUGAGGGGGCUCCCCCAUUUGUGAUGUAUGCUCACAUUGUUUAAGAUAUGGACUUGCUGGUUGUGCAGUACUAUGAUGUAGCAUAAAGCCCAAAUAAACUAGGAUUGUAUUAGAAAGGUCAACUACCGAAUGGUCAGCAUUUUUAAAUAAAAGAAAUAAGUUAACAUUUGAGUGUUAGAGAAAGAACAUUAAACAAAAUACUCAUGUUUUUUUUAAAGGGAUAGGUUGUUCUGUACAUGCUGAGGGCUUGUGCUCCCCACAGCCCAAAAAUGCUAUUACUCUCAUUCCCAGGUCUCAAUCCUUUGAGGGAAAGGACAUCUCCCUUUCCAAAGGAUAUGUGACCACACAAUACAAGUAAUUGCAGAGUGGCUUGUAACUGCUGAUUGGCCUUUUUGCCUUUAAAAAACAUGACAUAUGAGUUCCUAGAUGGAACACAUUAAAUUGUAUGUAGGCAUAGUUAUGUGUGGGGCUUUCAACACAUUUAAGUUACUCUGAAGAACAUCUGCUAGGGUCUAGAUUCAAGCCUGCAUGGGUUGUACAGCCUUAACACAGAACAUGAGGUGUUAUCAUUCAUUAGGUCCUUAUUGCUGUACGUGAAGUGGAUCUGUUGUGUGGUCAGUGGGGAGAAGACAUUUGCUUACCUAUGGGUUAAGAACAGAAAUAAAGAAAGCCAGAGUGGAGAUAGGUACUGCUUCUUGCCUAUAAUGUUUCUGUACUUAUGUGAAUAUGUCUGUAAUCUUCUAAUUGUCCUGUUUAUUUAUUGGCAACUGGAUAUUCAGUUGUGAAUCCAGGCACCAGAUACACAAUAUUUAACUUAAUGGACUAUGGUUGUUAUUUUAAGCAGAUAAA
Protopterus annectens (West African lungfish) is the source of this 5162-nucleotide messenger RNA. Its product is annotated as serine/threonine-protein kinase PAK 3. Lineage: Eukaryota; Metazoa; Chordata; Ceratodontiformes; Protopteridae. The transcript has 18 exons. Gene Ontology annotation, cellular component: cytoplasm. Gene Ontology annotation, biological process: intracellular signal transduction; regulation of actin cytoskeleton organization; protein phosphorylation. Bases 259 to 2049 code for a protein of 596 amino acids. Gene Ontology annotation, molecular function: protein serine/threonine kinase activity; ATP binding. The record is from RefSeq and is a predicted model, not a curated record.